CCAACAUUAUCCAACAGCAUCCAGCUGACUAAUUCUAAUAAUGUGCUGAUUGAUGGUGCUGUUUCUCUCCACUACGAGAUGUACAGUGCCCUGCAGUGUAUGGACAUGAACUGCAGCGGGCAAACUGCAUUCUACUGCUAGUGUCCAGUUGAUAGUGAAUGGUGGAUUAGGUUUGUCAUACGUAGAGACGCUUUUUACUGCAAAGAAUCGAGAUGAUCGUUAAGUUUAGAACAAUAGUGCUGUUAAUUGGAUUAGCCGUUGUUGUAGCGACUGAGCAUCCAAAACCGUUCGUAUGUGUGGAUCAAAUGGAAAUUAAUAGUACUGAAGGAGCUUUAAAAAAUGCGCUUUUUUGUGGUACCAGUUACAAUCCACGCUACCGACCAGUAAAGUAUCAGCAAGAUCGUCUCGCCAUGUACAUCGGUGCCGAAGUGAUCAAUGUUGAAAAAGUUCGCAACGAUGACUCGAAGCUGGAGAUAACCCUAGAGCUGUUGAUGCAAUGGUACGACGCGUUCCUGCACUGGAACAAACGAAGCAGUGGCAAUAUAGAAACUAUUAACGUCUCCGAACAGGAUCUUUGGACUCCAACGUUUGCGGCUAAAUCGUUUCAUAAGUCGCCUCGUAUCCAAAGCACUAAACAGUGCUCUCGUGUCAAGUCCCAUCUCAGCUACGAUGGCGAAGUUAUCUAUACCGUACUGUGCACCUUCACCAUUGACUGUUACACUGAGCCAAGAUACUGGGCGUUCGAUACGAAGAUUUGCACGUUGCGUAUUUAUUCCGUGGAGUACGAUACCAAUCAAUUAUCGCUGUUCCACUUCCAACGCCGUCUGUCUUACCCGAGUUAUCCGCUUCUGCCGUACAAAAUUACCUCCUUCCAGAUGGCCACUGUCAAUAGCACGAUGAGCCCGGAGUUUCGCAUGGAUAUUGUCAUCGAGCGAUUGAUCGGUUCACAUCUCGUAGUGUUUCUCGUGCUGAUCGUCAUACUCUGCUUGUUGAAUUUGUUCAGUCUAUGGUUCAACAUAAACUCUAGCGCACGCACGAUCGCAGUCGUUCUGGGUACGGUUAUGCAAAGCCUCUUCCUUAUCAUUCUCUACUGGUACGGAACGGUAAAAAUGAAGCCAGUCAUCUCUCUGGCACAUCUAUUGCUCGGGUCGUUUACCUUCGGAGCCAUUGCAUGCGGUUGGACAUAUUUCGUUAGGGGUCAGAUUGGCACCAGGAAGCGAUUUAAUCAUUGUCCACAAACAGUAGCGCAGACGAUUGGGUUUUUGCGAAAAAAUCGACCACUUGCAUCGUUUCUCUCUAUCGGGUAUCUAAACGGAGGCAGCCAGGUGGAAAAAUUGUCAAACGAUUGGGAUGACACACAAGCGGACCAGAACACACAAACGUCGGACGCUUGUGAGCGACAGCAGGAUGAUGAUAUGACUUCUAGCGGGAAUGAGGAAUGUGAGAUUAAGUGGCAGGAAGUAGUGCAGCCACUUGAUCGUAUCCUUUUUUGUGCCAUGCUCACUGCCUACCUAUUGAUGUUCAUCGUUUACAUUUCCUAGCGGAGUGUUCGCAAAGAUAUUAUCAUAGCUGUAACAGAACGAUCAUAAUUAGCGUUCAAAAGCGAAAAUGGUACCAAUAAAUAUUACUACAAGUAAAAAUGUAGCAUCAAUAGAAAGAA
Molecule: messenger RNA, 1660 nt
Organism: Anopheles funestus (African malaria mosquito)
Lineage: Eukaryota; Metazoa; Arthropoda; Insecta; Diptera; Culicidae
Product: proton-gated ion channel subunit pbo-6-like
Exons: 6
Coding region: 213-1541 (442 amino acids)
Biological process (GO): signal transduction; monoatomic ion transmembrane transport; chemical synaptic transmission
Cellular component (GO): neuron projection; membrane; synapse
Molecular function (GO): transmembrane signaling receptor activity; extracellular ligand-gated monoatomic ion channel activity; neurotransmitter receptor activity
Source: RefSeq, a predicted model, not a curated record